AGGGAAAGAAGCUCUUUUUCUGUCUGUUGCCACCAGAAAGAGGCGGCUUGUUUCAGAAACGACACCAUCAUAUAUUCACAGCUCGCCGUAAUGUCAAAGGUUGGAGAGCACAAACGAUUGCCGGACACGUUGUUGGAAGAGAGAAGUCCAAAACGAAAGACGGCCGCAAUCAAGUCUGAAACAGCUGAGCCAAAAAUGGUCGUCAAAAUAGAAGACGAUUCCGAUCAGGACUUGGACGGCACAUUCAUAAAGCAAGAGGAAGCUACUGGUAGCGAGGAUGAUUGGCUGAAAAAGGAGGACGACAAGUCCUUUCUGCGGAACUUACGACCAGGCGCAGUGCCCGGUUCGGAUCAAAGCAGUCAUCUGAAGCAGAAUCUGCUAACGCUGAACCUUAUAUUACAACAUUACAAACUUUCGAGCGAACUCCCGAAGUACGAGUUCACUAGAAAACCCAAGUUGAAGUUCCGGCCCCCACCAUGCACAGUGCUAGAGUUGACCAACCUGGACUUUCGUUCUCCCUUGGAUGAGCAAGUUGAAAUCGAAGACUUGUACUUCCUUCAUUUCGCCUUGUCGUACUGCAAAAAAGCAGUUGUCAUAACUGGUGCAGGUAUUUCAGUGGACUCGGGUAUACCUGAUUUCCGUUCCUCAGAGGGACUAUUCCAAGGCCUAGCGUCAAAAACAACAGGAUCAGGAAAGAACUUGUUCGAUUAUAACGUUUUUAGGCAUCCGGAGUCCAUUGGCAAAUUUGAAAAAAUGAUAGAGAAACUUUACCAUCUUUCACAGGAAUCCAAACCGUCCCCCUUCCAUCUCAUGAUAGACGAAUUGUCUAAUCAGGGGAGAUUGUUGAGGCUAUAUACGCAAAAUAUUGACUGCUUGGACAUUGAACUGCCACAUUUGAAAACGGAAAUACCGCUAACUUUCGAUAAAAACUCGAACCCUAAAGCUGUCCAACUUCAUGGAAAUGUCAAGCUGCUGAACUGCUCGAAAUGCAAUUACAUAAGUGAACUCAACCAAGAGUAUUUUAAAAGCAGAAAGUUUGGAGAAAGUAGAUUAAUCAGAUCUUGCCCUGCGUGCGAGGAAAUGAACUUAGUAAGGGAAAUUGCCGGCAAAAGACUUCAGAAUUCAGGAAUUUUGAGGCCAAGAAUCGUGCUAUACAACGAGUUUCACCCAGAUGGUGAAAUAAUAGGUACUAUAACAGAAAAAGACCUAAAAAGCAAGCCUGACUGUCUGAUUGUCACGGGAACAACAUUGAAAAUUCCCGGGGUCAGAAGGUUGGUGAAGGAGAUGGCAAAAGUUGUCCACUCAAACAAGGGUUACGUGAUAUGGAUGAAUAUCGACGAGCCACCCAAAAAUGUUAUAGACUACGUUGAUUAUUUUGAUUUGAUUGUCGUUGGUGAUUGCCAAAUGAUUCCAGGUUUGGUAAAGCUAUAUGAUCACCUAUACACAGACAGGAACAAAGUCAAUCAAAAGAUAAAGGUAAAGUCAUCUAAAGCAAAGAAAUCGACUAUAACUUUUCCUGCACCUGUGAAAGUAGAAAACAACGUAGAAUCAUGACAAGAGCUUUCUUGGUUUUGUUCUUUUUCCUAUUUCUUUUCUCAUGUAUACACACGCUAUAUAAAUGUACAUUAAUACACCUGUUCUAUUACACAUCUAUUCGAAAUCAUCAUCAU
Messenger RNA from Pichia membranifaciens NRRL Y-2026, 1670 nucleotides. RefSeq lists its product as hypothetical. Gene Ontology annotation, molecular function: histone deacetylase activity, NAD-dependent; NAD+ binding. Gene Ontology annotation, cellular component: mating-type region heterochromatin. Gene Ontology annotation, biological process: negative regulation of transcription by RNA polymerase II; regulation of DNA repair; replication-born double-strand break repair via sister chromatid exchange. The transcript has a single exon. The record is from RefSeq and is a predicted model, not a curated record. Lineage: Eukaryota; Fungi; Ascomycota; Pichiomycetes; Pichiales; Pichiaceae. Bases 91 to 1554 code for a protein of 487 amino acids.